AUGGCCUUCGCACGGCGGAGGAGGAGGUGGCCGUCGGGGAGCGGGGGCGGCGGGAUCCGCCCGCACCGGCCCCGCGGCGGGAUGGGGAGCAGGGGUCGGCGGGAUCCGCCUGCACCGGCCCCAUGGCGAGAUGGGGAGCAGGCCGCGGCGGCGGGAUCCGCCCGCACAGGCGCCACGAAGGAGGAGGAGGUGGCCGUCGGGGAGCAGGGGGUGGCGGGAUCCGCCUGCACCGGCCCCGCCGCCCGCACAGGCGGUGAGAUCCGCCUUCGCACGGCGGAGGAGGAGGUGGCCGUCGGGGUGCAGGGGCGGUGGGAUGGGGUGCAGGCCGCGUGCGGGAUAGGGAGGAAGGGGCGGCGGCGAGCUCCAGGGGAGGGAGCAGAGGAGUACAAAAGAGCUUGUCGUGGGCCUUUCCCAUCCUUCCAAGAGGAGGCAACGCCCAAAACCAAGAACCACCACCAGCUGGUCAACAUGGCGGUGGCUGCCGCAGCCUCCGCCUUCCUCCUCCUGCUGCUGCUCGGGCCCGCCGCCUCCACCUCGGCCACGGCGCCGUACCACCCGCCGACCGUGCCGGAGCUCAUGGACCGGUUCGGCCUCCCCCGCGCGCUCCUCCCGGAGACCGCCCGGCGGUACCUCCUCCACAACGACGGCACCUUCGAGCUCUUCCUCGACGACGGCUGCGUGGUCGAGGCGGGCGGCUACCGCGUCGGCUACGACAUCAAGCUCUCCGGCACCGUGUCCCGCGGGGCGGUCACGGGGCUCGGGGGCGUGCGCGUGCGCGUCCUGUUCGUUUGGGUGCCCAUCACCGGCGUCGAGGUAGCCGGCGGCGAGGUCACCGUCCACAUCGGGCCCAUCACCAAGUCGUUCCCGGUCGUCGGGUUCAAGUCAAGCCCCCGGUGCCUCGCCGGAUUGGCGGCGCCGGCGGUCGAUGCUUCGCUUCCUCUGGUAGAGUAGUCAGCCGGUCGCGAUUUGUUAGGAUUUAGGCGAAGGUUGUGUUCAUGCUACGAUUUAUUUUAAUUUCUCUUUUGUAUCGUAUUUGCACUGGAAAUUUCACUGGUGUCUUUUUGUCUUCUCAACAGAAAUCAAUACUAGUAGUACAUCUCGACUCAAA
Panicum virgatum (switchgrass) is the source of this 1108-nucleotide messenger RNA. RefSeq lists its product as uncharacterized. The transcript is spliced from 2 exons. Lineage: Eukaryota; Viridiplantae; Streptophyta; Magnoliopsida; Poales; Poaceae. The record is from RefSeq and is a predicted model, not a curated record. Bases 1 to 951 code for a protein of 316 amino acids.